AGACCCCACCCGCCGCACCGUCACUCAGCCCCUUACAGCGCUGCGGAUGUGUGUCGCCCACAAGCGGACGGAGCCGUGCAUUUAAUUACAAAAAGCAGAAAAUGAACUCUUUGUAACACUUCACCAAAUGCGUUGAACUUUUCACUCCGACAAAAAAAUAUGUAAAUGUUGCUGGCUGCAAAUGUUUCGUAAUAACUUAAUAAGUGAUCUUCAGCACGGAAUGUUGGAAGUUUUGAUAACGGCGAAAAUACCCCUAUUUAAGUGCUGUGGCAGUAACAGUUUUGCUGACUGGAAGGAAAGCACCUGGAUCCUGUCAUCUCAGUCUGAAGACAGGAUAGUUCCGGAUAGCUGCUGCAAGACCAUUACCAACCACUGCGGACAGAGAGACCACCCCUCCAACAUUUACAAGGUGGAGGGUGGCUUCAUCACGAAGCUGGAGACCUUCAUACUACCGGGGUAGGUUGUAACAGUUAGACAAAAGAAGCAAAAACACUGGUCACACCAUGCUAUAUGCUUCAUAAGAG
Messenger RNA from Paramormyrops kingsleyae, 524 nucleotides. Lineage: Eukaryota; Metazoa; Chordata; Actinopteri; Osteoglossiformes; Mormyridae. The record is from RefSeq and is a predicted model, not a curated record.